ACUUUCGGAAGAAAAGGAGUUUCUUGAUAGAUGUAUGGUAAUUUUGUUAUAAUAGCCCGGUAAUCGUACUAAAAAAUGUUGGCUACCUUGGUAGUAUUCAUUGUUAUUGUUUUUGUUUUGGUUUAAUUUGUAAGGUAAAAUGUCAAAAACGAAAUAUCGCCGCGUCAAGGUGGCAGAAAGCCAACAGAAAUUAAUGCUCGAGUUCAUGCGGAAACAUCCACAGCUAUUGAGUAACAAACAAUCACAUUCUUUUAAUUGGAGAAGCAAACAAGAAUUAUGGAGAGAAUUAACGGAUGUACUGAAUGCAAAUGGAUAUGGCCCAAUUAAAACACCAGGGAAAUGGAUGAAGACAUGGAGCGACUGGAAGUUUGUCACCAAAGCUAAAGCUGCUAGGAUCCUGCAGGAUAGCAGAGGUACACGCUGCACUUCUACAAGUGAAAGCCUCGCGGAUGUAGAAGAACAGCUGAUGGAACUUAUUUCCUGUAACUCUGAUAUGGGGACAUAUUCAGAGAAAAUUCUAGACACAACUGUCACCACUAAAUCACAAAAGUCAGCCAGGGGCACUCGACACACCACGCCUGUUGUGCUGUCUCCCUUGUUGAAUGCUACCUGCAUCGAGCCUGCCGCGACCUACCCGGAGAUAGUUAUCGAGUCGUCAGACAAUCCUAGUGAUUGCUCGUCUGCAGAAAAUCAUCCUAGUUGUGGGAGUGCUCCAAACAACAUGAAAAAGAAGAAGAGGAAAUUCGGCACGCAGAAGUUAGCGUACAACCUGCAGACCAAUACUUUCCUCCAAAUGGAAGAACGGAAUGUUGCCGCCCAGGAAAACAUUGCGGCAGCACUCGCUCAGUUGGCUUCAGCCGUCGAGGCUCAGGCGACUGCGAUGGGCGAGAUUGCAGAUUCUCUCAGCAAAGUCGCUUCGGCGGUGCAGACACUUGUUGCGGGCCAGUUUGGGAAUGACUAACAUUCUGGAAUAGUUCUGGGAAAACCCAUUUCUCGAUGGCAAAAAGCAAUUUUAUAGAUCAAAUCAAGAGUCUGAAUUAUUUCUUCCAAUGAUGCCUUUUGAAUGACAGGCUUGUCUUAUCUGCAUGGAAAACAAUUUUAAUAUUGUAGAAGUUUGCAUUAUUAAGUCAUGUACACAAUGGUAAAGUGAAAAUUCUUCAAUCAUGUUUUCAUAUUUAUUAAAUAUUUGACUGUGUGUGUGAUGCAUUUUCAUGUGGUUUGACAUGGACAUAUGAGUAUGUUACUUCAUCUUAAUGUACUGUCAAUAAAUAUCAGGGUUUUUUUUGAUACGUACUUCACUGCAAACAAUUCUGAUGGAAUAUCAAUAUCCAUGGAUAGGUCAUGAAUAUAGGUCAAAGAUGUGUUCAUUCCAUGUACUCAACUUUAUGUGUAGUUUUUUCACAUUACUAAAUCCAAGCAAAAAAAUGUGUGCACUCCCGUUGAAAGACUAAAUAAAAAAAAUAAGAACAUUUACAAUUUUGCACUCCCAACAUUUGGUGGAAAUUUUUUUUUAUGGAAGAGAGUUAAACCUGAGUAAGUUAAAAUGCCAUAUAUAAUGUUUUGUGCCUAGGUUCAAACCAAAGAAGAAGAAAAUUUGUCAAUCUAAAGUGCCAUUAUGUGCUGUGCCUAGUGUGGGAAAUUAAUGGCGACUGGAUUACAGCUGUCAGAAACAUGUAUUUCCUCCCGGCAUUUCAAACUUGUGUCACAAUAAAAACUUAUCCCAACAGUACAUAAGAGUUUGAACACUAGCUGGACAAUAAAAUUGUGAUAAUUUAUUUCAUGCCUUUUUGUUAAACCAAACAAAAUAAUUAGAGACUAAAGAGUUUAACACUUGAGUCCCAACACUGCGUUGGGAUACAUAAAAACGAUACAUUGUUCAAACUUUGAAACAAUGCAGAUGUGACCAGGUGAAUGACUAACAUAUGAUCAUGCUUCAAA
Bacillus rossius redtenbacheri is the source of this 1938-nucleotide messenger RNA. RefSeq lists its product as uncharacterized. The record is from RefSeq and is a predicted model, not a curated record. Lineage: Eukaryota; Metazoa; Arthropoda; Insecta; Phasmatodea; Bacillidae. The coding region runs from base 140 to 961 and encodes 273 amino acids. The transcript is spliced from 2 exons.